Molecule: messenger RNA, 1299 nt
Organism: Echinostoma caproni
Lineage: Eukaryota; Metazoa; Platyhelminthes; Trematoda; Plagiorchiida; Echinostomatidae
Source: the annotation of a GenBank genome assembly
AUGUCGAAGCCACCCUAUAAAGUCGCUGAUAUUUCUCUCGCGGAAUGGGGAAGAAAGACGAUUGAGGUCGCUCAGAAUGAAAUGCCUGGACUCAUGUGGUUACGAAGAGAGCUUGGCCCGGUUAAACCACUUCAGGGUGCACGUAUUUCUGGUUGCCUGCACAUGACAGUUCAAACGGCUGUCCUGAUCGAAACCUUGAUUGAACUUGGUGCACAGGUUCAGUGGUCUUCGUGCAACAUCUUCAGUACCCAAGAUCACGCAGCGGCUGCAGUUGCGAAGUCCGGUGUACCCGUUUAUGCCUGGAAGGGUGAAACGGAGGAAGAGUAUCUUUGGUGCAUUGAACAGACCCUAUUUUUUCCUGAUGGGGAACCACUGAACAUGAUCCUUGAUGAUGGUGGUGACCUUACAAAGCACGUACACGAAAAACAUCCUGAAUUACUUCCUGGCAUACGUGGCCUCUCUGAGCAAACCACAACAGGCGUGCACAAUCUCUAUAAGAUGCUCAAAAACGGUACGUUAAAGGUUCCGGCCAUGAACGUCAAUGAUUCUGUUACAAAGAGCAAAUUCGAUAACCAUUAUGGCUGUCGUGAAUCAUUAGCCGAUGGAAUCAAGCGCGCAACAGACGUCAUGCUUGCAGGCAAAGUAGCCUUCGUUGCCGGUUACGGCGAUGUUGGCAAAGGAUGCUGUCAAUCCCUGAGGUCAUAUGGCGCACGUGUCCUGGUGUCCGAAAUCGACCCGAUCAACGCCCUUCAGGCAGCUAUGGAAGGCUUUGAAGUAACAACUGUGGAUGAAGCCGUCAAACAUGCGCGUAUUUUUGUGACGGCCACCGGAAAUCGGGAUAUAAUCACAGCGGAACACUUCCUCAACAUGCUCGAGGAUUCCAUUUUGUGCAAUAUCGGUCAUUUCGACGUUGAAAUCGAUGUCCGUUGGCUGAACGAAAAUUGUGUCCACAAAGAGCAGAUCAAACCUCAAGUUGAUCGGUACACGUUGAAGAAUGGUCGCCAUGUUAUAGUUCUCGCUGAGGGUCGUCUAGUAAACUUGGGCUGUGCUCACGGUCAUUCUAGCUUUGUGAUGUCCACUUCGUUUACCAAUCAGGUGUACGCACAAAUAGAACUAUGGACGAAACCGGGAGCGUAUCCGGUUGGUGUGUAUAUGCUACCGAAGAAGUUGGAUGAAAAAGUUGCGGCUGCCCAUUUGGACCACUUAGGGGUGCGACUCACAAAGCUUACAGAAGCCCAAGCGGAAUAUCUGGGCGUUCCCAAAGAUGGACCUUUCAAGGCUGAACAUUAUCGAUACUAA